Oppia nitens is the source of this 1177-nucleotide messenger RNA. Its product is annotated as solute carrier family 35 member G1-like. The record is from RefSeq and is a predicted model, not a curated record. The annotation marks the transcript as partial. The transcript is spliced from 5 exons. Gene Ontology annotation, cellular component: membrane. NCBI's taxonomy places the organism in Eukaryota, Metazoa, Arthropoda, Arachnida, Sarcoptiformes, Oppiidae.
AAAACUCAUCAAAAAAAAAACAAACAACUAAAACAUGAAUUUGUUGGAAAUUAUUAAAAUCAAACAAAAAUUGGUGAUGUCCAAUAAAAAGUCGGUCGACUUGAAGGCCAUACCGGGUGUCGGCAUAUUUUGUGCCAUAAUUUCUGUAUUGUUUUGGUCGUCGGCCGGACUGUGUAUUAAACUGUCGACCGAUGUUCACGCACUGGAAAUGCUAACCGUUAGUGCUCUAAUACAGACAGCAAUCUAUUUCAUUGUUAUGUUGAAUACGAAAACCGUAGUCAACUAUUUUGGCGAACCAAACGAAAGGAUUUACCUAUUUUUAAGGUGCACAUUGGGUACCAUAUCGAUGGCCUGUCUGUACACAUCCUAUCGACUGAUACCGCUAUCAGAUGCAACGACAAUGCGUUUUACGGCACCGGUAUUUGUAUCGUUGUUUGCCUAUAUAUUACUCCGGGAACGGUUCGGUCCGAUGGAAAUGUCCGGCGCCUUGAUUACCAUUACGGGUGUCGUACUGGUUGCCCGACCGACCUUUCUGUUCAGCACUGGCGCAGUCGUAUCGGCCGACACUUGCUGGGGACUAGUACUGGCCAUGUCGGCAGCCAUAACCAUAGCCAUAUCGAUGACAGUUAUGCGCCGACUGCAGCGUACACAGGCAUCGGUAGUCAUAUUUUGGUUUUCAUUGGAAACCGUUUGUCUAGGAUUGGUAGCCCUGUGGCUUCUGGAUGAAUUCAAAUGGCCAUCCAAUGCUACUGUCUGGCUAGUUAUGUGUAUAACAGGUAUGUGCGGUGCCAGCGAUCAACUAUUUAUAACUAUGGCAUUGAAACUGGAAAACGCUGCACCGGUAGCCGUAGUCCGGGCACUGAGUGUUGUUAUUAGUUUUAUAUUUUCGGUAACCAUAUUGGACGAACCGAUAUUGUUGACCAGUUUUCUGGGCGGUUCACUAAUAUUCAUAUCCAUCAUAUGCACCGGUAUCUAUAAAUGGUAUAUCGACUAUAAUAAUAAGCCUAACCAUCAUAACAACAACAACACGAUAGCUAUUAAUAAUAAGACAGUAGCUAACUGUCCUCAUCCUCCUCCGUUGACUACAAAAUCAACAAAUACUGUCUAUAUUAUUGAACCGGUAGAUGACCCGUCCGAUCCCUAUCUACUAAAGUAUCUGGAGUUUAGGCACAUGGAG